UCGGCUUCCCUUCCACUUCCGAAAGGUCCUUUAAAGGGCCAGCAAAGGUUUAAAGAAACGAUUUAAAAAUGGAGACUAAAAUCAAUUGUCCCAUGAGAAUGUCGGGUGAUUAAAACCGGCGACUCUUCCGACUCACAGAAAGGCUGCGUUUCAAAUCCAAGGCAAAGCAAUUGAGCACAGCUUGUUGCAAGUCGUUUCUGAGCUAGAAGCACAUAAUGGAGCCGCCGGGGGCUGGAGUCGGAAAAACGGCUGAGUUAGAAGAGGCAGGGGAGAUCGGACUCUGCCGGCGAUCACCGCCAGUAUCGGUAGCAGCGGUACUACCUGCCGGAGGAAGCGGGGAAAGACUGGGUGGCAGCACCCCAAAGCAGUUUUGUCCAAUGCUGGGGAGGCCACUCAUUAGCUAUACCGUGCGGGCGAUAGAAAGAAUCAACUGGAUUUCUGAUGUUGUGGUUGUGGUCUCUCCAGAGAAUAUUGAAAUAAUGAAAUCUAUUAUUAGAAAAUAUGGCCAUGAGCGAACAACAGUAGUGGAAGGAGGACUAACCCGUCACAGAUCUAUUUUCAAUGGAUUGAAAGUAUUUGUAAAAGGCAAUACAUUCUGUGUUCCACUCCAGAAACCAGAAAUAAUAGUAAUCCAUGAUGCUGUCAGACCAUUUGUUGAGGAGGAUAUUCUUUUUAAAGUGGUUAUGGCUGCAAAAGACCAUGGGGCAGCAGGAGCAAUCCGUCCUCUUGUCUCCACAGUUAUUGCUUCAACUACAGAGGGAUGUUUAGACCAUUCACUAGAUCGUGCCAAGUACAGAGCAAGUGAAAUGCCUCAGGCUUUCUUAUUUGAUAAACUCCAUCAAGCAUAUCUUCAGUGUAGUGACUAUGAUUUGGAUUAUGGAACAGAAUGUUUGCAUCUAGCUUUAAAGUAUAGCAAAAUAAAUGCUAAACUUAUUGAAGGACCUCCUGACCUUUGGAAGGUAACAUACAAGUGGGAUCUUUUUGCAGCUGAUUGUUUAAUCAAAGGUAUGUGUUUUUCCUUGUUCCUACAAUUUUCAUAUUAUCUUCUAGGCCUUGGGCACAAUCUCCAAUUCUUUUUGGAGAUUGUAAAGCUUCAAGAGACCAUGGAUUCAGCUGCUGCACUUAUUACUGUAUUAAUAAGAGAACGAAAUCCUGCAUUUGUUGGUCAACUUCUAGUAGCAUGAAAAAAUAUUUUUAAUUAUUCAUGUUUCAAAGUACAGAUUUUUUAACAAUUAAAAACUAGGGUUUGUCACUAAUAACAUUUAGCAUGAAAUAUGCACAUUUUAAAUAUAAAAUAUUUAUAAUGAAUACAGAAAAUUCAGUUGCACAUUGCCUCAAGUGCCUUGAGCAGAAAGGAGGGUUAUGAAAUAGGCUAAAUAAAAUAUUUCUAAGAAGAUAUAAGUGAAAAGUAAAUAUUUCUAAUAUAUAUGAGAAUGAACUGAUAAACUGAAAAAUGUUUUAAUUGAACUCUAAAUUAAGGAAUCUAUCAGAAAUAUUUAUUAAAAUGUUGUAUGGCUGUUAUUUUAGAGAAAUACUGUGCAGUUGUAUGCUCAUAGUUUUGCCGUUUGUGUAUAUAGGAAAAACAGGAAAAGUCCAUGUGCAAAAAUAAGUUGUUACAAUCUCUCUUUUGCUUUAUGUAACCCCUACGGUUGAUUUCAUCUUAACAGAUAAUGGAGAUAGAUCAGCUUUCCCAAAAUGUUUUCCAUCAGAUGUCCUGGAUUUCAGCUUCCAUAAUGUCUAAACACUGCUGAGAAUUUUAGAAAUUGGGGAAGACUGAAUUGUAUUUCGUGAAAUACAAUAGUAAAAUCAAAUGUAUGGGCAAAAUAAAACAAAGUAUUACAAAUUAUACUUAUGAAACAAGUUACUGUAGCCUAAUAACUACAGGAUAGGAUUAUCACAAGUCCAUCAUUUCCAAAAGAAAUUCUGCCACUUCGGGAAAAUAGAAGUAUGCCACUACUAGGGGUUUCCACAUUUCAUGAGCAGACUGUAAAUCUCUGAGCUGAAAAUAAAAGACUAAUUCAAGCAACUGUAAACAAGGUUUACAGAUUCCACUACACUAAGUUUAUUUGAGUUUGGCCCACAAGUUGCAUUAGCCCAACUGUUAGGUUUUGCUGAUCAUGGUUGUGGACUUGACAUAGCAUAUGAAUGCAUCAUCUGUAAGUAAUACAGCCAGCACUUUGCAUUGUCAAAUAUUGUGAGUAGCUAACUUAUCUCUGUAUUGGUAUGUAAGAAAGACAUCAGGACAUAGGAUGAAAAAAUGCUGCCUAGGGAAUGGUAAGAGGCUGCAUAUCCAACAGCUGUGUUAUGUUCAGAGAAAGAGACACAGAAGGGUGUCUGAGUGGUAUAUUUGUACUUUCAGAAUUGCAACAUUCUGUUAAUGUAGCUUUACACUAAAGUAGAAUUGGAUCAUAUCACCAUUUUUCCUGUCUGAUUUACCUGGGAAGGCUGACAGGAUCUUAGGUAAUAUCUUUUUUAUUUCAGAGACAGUUUAUUUACUAUCAUAUUUUUAUCCAGCAACAAGUAACAUGUUGAGGGAAUAUAUAAUAUUCCUGCCUACAUAAUCUACACAACAAUUAUGCAAAGCGGGUAGGAGAGAGUGGCCCAAAGUUACCCACCCUAACUUCUAUGUCUGAACAAAAACUAGAUGGUUUUUAUGUCAACAACUUGACCACUGUACCACUUGUGUUCAGCAAUAAAUAUUAAACAUUUAGAUUGCAUAUUUAUAGUUGCGUAAUAAUGGUAGUAAGGACUGAAAUAACUUAAAUGUCUUUUAAAAUGCCAAUACAUUGUUUAUUUUCUAUAUGUUAUUUGUGGAAAACAUUAUUUUAAUACUAAUUUCAGUUAUGGUAUUAUAUUAAGAAAUUAUCUAAUAUCCACUUUACUAGUUAGUUAUCUCCUACUAUUCAUAUGGAAUAAUUUGUAUCCUAAUACCCUUAUGUAUGCAUGAACAAACUCCAGUUGCAUUUAUGAUCUUCAACUGCAUGCUUUCAUAUAAUAUAAUGUUACACACGCAUGUAUGUGUGUGUAUGUAUACACACAUAUACUAAAUACGGUUGAUGCUAGAUGAGUAUUAAAACAAUUUUAUAUUUUUCUGUUUAUAUUCAUGCACAAAAUCUUUGAGGUUAAGUAUAUCAUUAAUCAUCUCUUACAUCAUUUCAUAAAUACUUGAGGUAAAUAAAAAAUGCCUAUAAACUGAUGCCUUGAGGUGCUGUUUGCUUCAUGAAUUUAAAGUUUACAUUUAUGAGAGAGCUAAUAGAUCGGUUAGAGCAGUUUAAUGCAGAAAUUCUAUUUUCAAGCAAUUUUUCUGAAAAU
Pseudonaja textilis is the source of this 3312-nucleotide messenger RNA. NCBI's taxonomy places the organism in Eukaryota, Metazoa, Chordata, Lepidosauria, Squamata, Elapidae. The record is from RefSeq and is a predicted model, not a curated record.